Molecule: messenger RNA, 405 nt
Organism: Didymodactylos carnosus
Lineage: Eukaryota; Metazoa; Rotifera; Eurotatoria; Philodinida; Philodinidae
Source: the annotation of a GenBank genome assembly
AUGCCUAUCCAACUGCACAUAACGGACAAUACUUUACCCCGAUCCAUACCAAAUAAUUAUCAUCCUAAAAUCAUCUCAGAUCUAUUCAAUUUACCAACUUCUUUCAACAACAACAAUAAAUUUUCUACAGCAGUUCCAUCUUCAUUAAGGAAGAAUGGCAAUAACUCGAAUGAUGUUCAACCGUUCAGUGCUUAUCAAAUCACUCGUCGUCAGCCGCGAAAAUAUCGACAAGUAAUUCGUUUACCCGAUCCGGAACCAGUCUAUCGAACAGUACAUCGUCGAAUGCCCACGCCUGAGCGACUAGUAAUUAGCAAAACAAUAAUUCAAAAACAAAAUGCUAACAUUAUUGAACGUGUGCAAUCACCAAAGAAAAAGCGAAAAAAUAAUCGAUUUAAUCAAAAAUGA